AUGAGUCACGACGGAGCACUUCAUGAUAUGGGAGCCAAGGCCCAGGAAAUGGCUGAGACCGCCAAGGACAAGAUUAUCGGUGCUGCCCAAACAGUCAAGCACACCGUAAAAAAUGCUUAUGAAAAUGUUGCCCAAGCUGGAAGCGAUGCAGCCCAUAAUGCAAAAGAAAAAACAAAGGAGGGAUACAACAUUACCGCCGAUGCUGGACAUGAUGCCAAAGAGGCCGUGAAGCAAAAGGCCAAUGCUGGAUAUCAAGGAGCCAAAGAAGGAUACCAUCAACGAGUUGAAGGUGGCGGGUGUUGCAAUGAUCAUCCAGCCGAUGACGCUCGCAACUAUGCUGCUAACAAAAUGCAUGCUGCAGGCGACGCUCUGCAGAGACACUAA
This is a messenger RNA of Cylicocyclus nassatus, 384 nucleotides long. Lineage: Eukaryota; Metazoa; Nematoda; Chromadorea; Rhabditida; Strongylidae. The record is from the annotation of a GenBank genome assembly.